AUGAAAUUAGAAGAAGAAGCGGACGAAGACGACACAAUGCUCUAUUAUUUGAUCGAGAAGGCGUUGGAUUCGGAUGCGAUCGUCCCGCUCGACGAACUCUGGGUAGAGUACAAAGAGAAGACGGAGACCAGUUUGCCCGUCGACGAUCUCAUUCACAGAUUCCGAUGCCACGUGGCGCCGAGAAUUCAUUCGAUGAAGGAGCUCGAGCCGGAAACAAGAGUCCGAAUGCUGUUCGUCACAAGAACUCCGAUCGAUGAGCACUUUUUGGAGGAACUGAGAGCAGAAGCGGGAGCGGUGAUCGAGCUGGACGCGAGCGGAUCCCUUUUGAAAUACGAAAAAGAGGGUUUGGAGUUAAAGGCACCAGUCGAAAGCGAAAUCGAGGAUAUGCAAAUGUUAAAGUUUCUGGCGCAGAGAGCCCAGGAGACAGAAUGCCUGUUGAAAAUGCGUGAUGUCUGGCGAGAAUACAUCGGAGAAAACGGAAGAUUGACGGAGAGGAGUCUGAGAAAGCGGUGGGAUGAAAUCAGAAUUCUAAUUAACAAAAUUAUGAUCCGUUUCAGAUUCACAAAAAUCCUAGCUCCGAGGAUCCACUCGAUGAACGAAUUCAGUUUGGAGACCCGAGUUCAAAUGCUUUUCUGCUCGUACUCUCCGAUCGACUCAAAGUUCUUGCAAGUGCUCAAAGAGCGAGCCGACGUGGUUCUGGAGGAGAAGCGACGAAUAGUUUGGUACCGGGAAUUCGCGCAGGACGGUCUGAAACUGUCCAUUCCGGGCCAGUAUCACAGCCGGCAGGAGGACGAGCGCAUGCUUCAGUACCUGGCGGUGAAGGCGCGCAAAACGAGGAAACCGAUGAGUAUGAAAGUGAUGUGGGGACAGUACACACUCAACGGAUUCUCGCAUCGCACAACCACCAACCUCCGCUUCCAGUUCGUCUUUUUCAGUCUGAUCUUUCAAACAACUGUUUUGUGAAAUUUCACUUUUAAGAGAGGAAGGUCACUCUCAAAAUUUUCCAGCAGAAUAUCGCGACUUCUGACAAUGUUGAGAACGGUCAAAGUUGAAAUAAAAACAGAUUAUAUAAUUUCAGUUUCCGGCAGUACCUGGCCCCGAACAUCCACCAAAUGGCCGAGUUUGACGUGCAGACCCGGGCGCUGAUGCUGCUCGCCUCGAGCACGCCGGUCGAUGCGCACUUUUUGAGAUAUUUGAAAAGUCAGGCGGAGGUGAAAGUGGACAUCACUCGAAGGAUCAUAAAGUAUAGAGAAAAGGAGAACGGCCCGAGUGCGAAAAGAGCGAAAACUGAAGAGCCGGAUCAAUAGAUUUUGAACUUUUCUAUCCUAAUAAAGCAUCCAUUGAUAGUUUUGUAGUGUUUCCAAAGUUCAAAGGUCGAACACCCAUUACUCAUACCUUUUGUAAACUAAUUGAGCGCCCUAAACUUCCAAUUUUAGGAAUGUCGGGGUUCAGCGAGAAAGGAGACAUCGAUAUAAUCGACUUUGUGGCCGAAAAAGCAAAAGCGGCGAGCUCAUCGACGCCGUUCACACUGAACACGUUGUGGAAAGAGUACAAGGAGAAGACGGGGUGCCGACGGCCCGCCUAUAUUCUCAGCGAGCGACUACAUUACGAGCUAGCGCCGCACAUCCAUCGCAUGCAACGUUUCGAUCGGGAAACGAGAAUCCGAAUGCUCUUUGUCAUAGGCACCCCCGUCAAUGAGCACUUUUUGGAGGAGCUGAGAGCCGAGGAAGGAGUGGAAGUUGAGUUGAACGAGCGGGGAGCCAUCACAAAGUACACGAGAAAUGACCAAGUGAUCCUUAAAUUUUGUGAUGAUAAACCCAGCAAAGUUAUCGUGUACACAAAGCAGGAGGACAUUGAUAUCAUGACUUUCUUGGCGCAGAAAGCCGAGAACACGACGGAUCGGCUCGUGCUCGAACCGUUGUGGCGAGAAUACGUGGAGUCCGGAGCAACGAAUCGGGAAGCGCGGUCGCUGGGCGAACGGUAACCAUUAAGCGGAGCAUCUGGAGAUUUGAUGAAACAAAUUACAGAUUAAGAAGGGUUCUGGCGCCGAAAAUCCAUCGGCUGACCGAGUUCGACAUGGAAACCAAAGUAAAGUUGCUGUUUGCCACGAGCACCUCACUCGACAAACCGUUUCUGGAGUUUCUGCGACAACGAGCACGUGUCGAAGUGGACGGAAAAGGACGGAUUGUGGAGUACGAGGAGACGGGCGGGCUGAAGCUGUCGAAGAAGUACGGGGAGGGCACGUUCACGGAGAAAGAGGACCUCGAACUGUUGAGAUGGCUGGCCGAGAGGGCGAGAAAAGAGCGGAGGGCGAUGAAAAUGAUCGCAUUGUGGAGAGAUUAUGUCACGGAGAACGGGGUCAAUCGAGCACCGAAUCAUUUGAGUGCCCGGUGGGUUGAAAAUUCAAAUUUUAGGGCGAAAUAUCGUGUUUCUGUUAAAUAGCGGAAAUUGCUGUUUGUGCACAUUUUGAACCUAGAAUUGAAGGUUAUAGACAGGAAAUUCUUGAAUUUUAGUUAUUUUCAAAUAUAUUUCGGUGGAGCUCUCACUUGCCAGCUUUGCAGAUUCCGAAAUCAGCUGGCGCCGCGCAUCCAUAAACUGCCGAACCGUCUGUUCGACACGGAGACAAAGUUGCUGAUGCUGUUCGCUUCGAAAACGCCGGUCAACGACGCGUUUCUCAAGGUGCUGAACGAAAAAGCGGAUAUUCUGGUGGACGGUUCGCGGCGAAUUGUACGAUAUGACGGAAUGAAGAGCACGACGGGAACGGAUAGUGAAAAUGAAGAGAGCGCAGAGGAAAAAGAAGAAGAAGAAGUGGAAGAGGUGGCGCCGAUCCGGUACAAUUUCAGCAAAGAGGAAGAGAUGGAGAUGUUGAGAUACCUGAUCGGAAGGGCGCGAAUUCGAAAGGAGAAGCUGAGUAUGGUGGCGUUGUGGAAAGAAUACGUGGCGGAGGGGCAGAGCUUUCGAUCGGCGGACAGUCUCCUCACGAGGUCAUCAUUUCCGAAAGUUGGAAAAGGGAGCGUGGCCUGACUGGCGGCGGGCAGAUUUUGAAAUAAUUUUAGGACGAAAUUCGAACAUUUUUUCCAGAUUCCGAUACCAUAUCGCUCCGAAAAUCCAUCAAAUGGAAGAGUUCGAUGUGGAGACGCGAGUGAUGCUGCUGUUCGCCUCGAAAACUCCGGUGGAUAGCGAAUUUUUGAAAAUGCUCAAAGAACAGACGACGCUCGAAAUCGACUCGUUCGGGCGAAUCGUCUCGUUCGACGGAAUGGAUUGGGUGGAGCGCGACGCGCAAAUGUUGAAGUGUCUGGCCGAGCACGCGAGAAAAACGCGAAUGUCGCUGAACAUGAACAAGUUCUGGAGCGGAUACGUGCUCAACGGCUUCUCCACGUCUUCCGCCAGCUCGAUCAGCAAACGAUUCCGAGAGAAAAUAGCGCCGAGGAUCCAUCUGAUGACGGAUUUCGAUGUGGACACGCGAGUUCUGAUGUUGUUCGCUUCGAACACGCCCGUCGACAAGCAGUUCCUGGAGGAUCUGCGAAAGGACGCCGAGGUCGAGGUGGAUAUCUUCGGAAGGAUCACUCUUUACAGGGCAUUCGAGAAGGGCGGCCUCGAACUCCUACUCCCCUUUUCGCCCAUACUUCCGAACGCGCAGACGGAAGACAUUGAGAUGAUACGGUUUUUGGCGGACAAGAGUAGAGAGACGACGCGGCCACUGGACAUGUCAAUGGUAUGGAGAGAGUUCGUCGUGUCGGGAAGAACGACGAGAUCGCUGGAAGUGAUUCGAGAACGAUUCGCAGAGUUGGCGCCGAGAAUCCAUCAAAUGGGGAAGUUCGACGUGUCGACCAAGGCCCGGAUGCUCUUCGCCUCCAGCACUCCCGUCGACAAAUUCUUCACUGUCCUGAUGAGAGACGGCGCGGAAGUGGUUCUGAGCGCGCAACGCCGUAUUCUCCAGUACACGGAAUUCGCGAAGGGCGGCCUCCGACUAUCAGUCUACCAGCACAGUCGGAAUGUGUUCGAGUCGGAAGAGUUGCGAGAUAUGCUGGCGUUUCUGACGGAAAAGUUCAGAGGGAUAAGAGUGCCGCAGCAGAUGGUCGAGGUGUGGGAGGAGUACGCGAGAUCGGGAAGGACGAAGAGACCCGCGUGGGAUGUGUACAGACGGUUCGUGCUAGAAAUGUAACACCCGAGAGUGUGAUGAUAGGUCGGAAACGAGCAUUUGCGCCUGCGCAAUUUGAAAUGAAAAGGCGCUUGCGCAAAUGUUCGUUUCAGACCUUUCGUCACACUUUCGACGAACCCUUUCCUUUAGAUUCCGAGCCGUGGCAAUGCGCAUUCCGGAAAUCGACGAUCUGGACAUGGAAACUAAAGUGAUGAUACUGUUCGGCUCGAGCACACCCCUUCAGGAAUCGUUUCUGAUCCGAUUGAGACGGCACGCGGAGGUGAAAGUGGACAAGUUCUCGCGGAUUGUCUGCUACAAAGAGUUGGGCGGUCUGGAAUUGAGAACGAAAAGCGAGGGACCGAAAGUGAAAAGAGCCAAAGUGGAAGAAGUGAUGGAAGUGAAGGAGGAGCCCGUCUGGGAAGAAGAUCCGAUCAUUUUGACGUCGUCUCAUCAAGAAAAUUCGCAUCUUCUCGAAUAUUUCAAACAGGAAGAACUGGUUAAAAUUGAGGAGCCGGAAUAUGUCUAG
This is a messenger RNA of Caenorhabditis sp. 36 PRJEB53466, 4667 nucleotides long. The record is from the annotation of a GenBank genome assembly. NCBI's taxonomy places the organism in Eukaryota, Metazoa, Nematoda, Chromadorea, Rhabditida, Rhabditidae.